UUAAAAGUUUUGCUCAUCUUGCUUGCUGUUCAUCAACACCAAGAUUUUUGGCCAAUUCUUGACCUUUUUUUGUCUGAGUAGGCGCUGUCAAAAUCAGCUGUGCCCGUGCACGUGUUGCCGUUUGUUGUUUGGACGUGUGAGCAGUUCCUCGAGGAAGCGCCGACAGAAAUUCCUUUCAAAUCUUCCCAGACACCUUCUGAAGUCACAAGACACGUGCACGUCGACUCGCUGAUGGCGGCACCAAAGAGAGGCGGCGGGAUACUGCGUGACCUGCAGGUGGCGCUGCAGCUGAAGAUCGAGGAGCUGACGGAGCGUGACGCGCUGAUCGACGAAUUGGAGUCGGAACUGGACGCCAAAGAGCUCCUGAUUGGACAUCUGCGGGCCGAGCUGGACCGAUAUCGCAACUCGGCGCCGGGUGCCGACCACACCCCCACCGAGGUGCAAAACGCAGCAGGUGGCGCUGCAGUAAUGACGGCCGCGUCACUGGACGAGCCUCAGCGUACCAAGAGACAGGCCAUCUCCGCUGAACCCAGCGCGCUGGAUCCCACCCAGCUCACUGACGUCACGCUCACCAGCUAUUGCAAGACCAAAGAGUCCAGCGAGUUGAUCCAGAGAGCGCUGAUGGACAACGACUUCAUGAAGCACCUGGAACACGGACAGAUCCUCACCAUCCUGGACUGCAUGCGGCCCACCAGUCUGGACAAAGGAUGCUGCGUCAUCCAGGAGGGCGACGACGGAUCCAGCGUCUACGUUCUCGAGGAGGGCAUGGUGGAGGUGAGCAAAGAAGGCAAAAAGCUGUGUACCAUCGGCCCCGGAAAAGUCUUUGGCGAGCUCGCCAUCUUGUACAACUGCACACGCACGGCCACGGUGACAGCGCUGACCCACAUCAAGUUGUGGGCCAUCGACCGUCAAGGCUUUCAGACCAUCAUGAUGAGGACCGGCCUCAUCAAACAUUCCCAAUACACGGACUUCCUACGAAGUGUUCCGUCUUUCCAGGCCCUUCCGGAGGACAUUCUCAGCAAGCUGGCUGACAUUCUGGAGGAGACUCACUACAACAACGGCGACUACAUCAUCCGGCAAGGCGCCACAGGUGACACUUUCUUCAUCAUCAGCGAGGGUCAGGUGAACGUUUGGCAGCAGAGUGCCUCCGGCGACGAGCAGGUGCCAGUGAAGACGCUGUCGAAAGGCGACUGGUUCGGCGAGCAGGCGCUAAAAGGGGAAGACGUGCGCACAGCCAGCGUGACGGCAGAGGGCGCCGUCACCUGCCUGGUGGUGGACAGAGAGUCCUUCAAGCAGCUGAUUGGCGGCCUGGAGGAAGGCGACACCAAGCAGAGUGACGACGACCAAGUCCAAUCCAAGCGUCCGGCGGAGGACGACUUCUUCUCCAGCGUGACGCUUGACGACUUCCGCGUCGUCUGCACCUUGGGCAUGGGGGGCUUCAGCCGCGUGGAGCUGGUGCAGCUGAAGAGCAACGCCGGCCGCUCGUUUGCCCUCAAAGUGUUGAAGAAGCGCCACAUCCUGGACACCAGGCAGCAGGAGCACAUCCUGUCGGAGCGCCGCAUCAUGAUGGAGGUCCACAGCCCCUUCAUCAUCAGGUUGUACCGGACCUUCCGGGACCCGAAAUAUUUAUACAUGCUCCUGGAGGUUUGUCUUGGCGGUGAGCUGUGGACGCUCUUACGAGACAGGGGCUCAUUUGACGACGGGACCACGCGAUUCUACACGGCGUGCGUCAUCGAGGCUCUGGCGGAGCUCCACUGUAAGGGGAUCAUCUACCGGGACCUCAAGCCCGAGAAUAUCAUCCUGGACCACAGAGGCUACGCCAAGCUGGUGGAUUUUGGCUUCGCUAAGAAGGUGGGCCUGGGGAAGAAGACCUGGACCUUCUGCGGAACUCCCGAGUACGUGGCCCCGGAGAUCAUCCUCAACAAAGGGCACGACAGCUCAGCCGACUGCUGGUCACUCGGGAUUCUGGUCUUUGAGCUUCUCAGCGGAAGUCCGCCGUUUUCCGGCUCGGACCCGAUGAAGACGUACAACAUCAUCUUGAGGGGCAUCAACAUGGUGGAAUUCCCUAAAAAGAUCACCAAGAGUGCCGCCAACCUCAUCAAGAGACUUUGCAGAGACAACCCCUCAGAACGUCUUGGGAACCAGAAGAACGGCGUGAAGGACAUCCAGAAGCACAAGUGGUUUGAGGGCUUCAACUGGGACGGCCUCCGCCAGGGAACCAUGGACUGUCCCUUUGCGCCAAGGGUGGACGGCCCGCUGGAUAACAGCAACUUUGACGACUUCCCCCUGGACACGGAGGGCCCGCCCCCUGAUGAGGAGUCAGGCUGGGACCUGGAGUUCUGACAUUGCAUGCAAACAGCGAGUGAAACGCAGUCGACUUUCUGGUCUAGCCAGGGUCCUUGUCCCUUUUCCGCCGUGGACGCCAAGUGAGCAAAGCGUCCAGUCACCGCAACGCGAGGAACAUUCUCGUCAUCUUCCGUCACAAAAGGUC
Hippocampus comes (tiger tail seahorse) is the source of this 2491-nucleotide messenger RNA. Its product is annotated as cGMP-dependent protein kinase 1-like. Gene Ontology annotation, molecular function: ATP binding; cGMP-dependent protein kinase activity. The coding region runs from base 232 to 2343 and encodes 703 amino acids. The transcript is spliced from 22 exons. The record is from RefSeq and is a predicted model, not a curated record. Gene Ontology annotation, biological process: protein phosphorylation. Lineage: Eukaryota; Metazoa; Chordata; Actinopteri; Syngnathiformes; Syngnathidae.